UCGUCCGGCACCAGCUUCUUGGGAGCUCCGCAGACUCAGGCCCAGCACAGGGCCGGUCUCUUUCAUUACUGUAUCUCCAGGGUCUAGAACAGCACACAAAAUUAUUCUAAAAGACACAGGGCAGGAGGACGACUUAGCCUGUGGCUGACCUGUGCCCACUCUGAGCUCCACCUGCAACUAAUCAGUUUUGUCAGUGGCCCACCUCAAUGCCCACUAACGGGGCGCAUGAGACAGAGGAACUUGGAGUUGAGGGACUCUUAAGAGAAGGCCUGGCCUGGCCCAGGUGACAAACAGGAAGUGCACAGGCAUCCAGGAGACACACCUGACGUUCAGCUUACUUUACUGAAAGAAUACAGUAUACAAUACACAGAACGUACAAAAUAUGUGUUCGACUGUUUAUAUGAUCGAUGUGGAAGACUGAGGCCUGUUGAAAGUACAGAGUGUAGCUCAGCACCCACUGCCUUCAAAAGCUCCAUGCAGGUGCCACAGGAUGGAGAGGACUUUGCCAGCCAACCCUGGUACCACGGCCCCCUGCCCCGCCAGACGGCAGAGGCUCUUCUUCAGCAAGAUGGUGACUUCUUGGUUCGUGCGUCUGGGUCUGGUGGGGGCCACCCUGUGAUCUCCUGCCGCUGGCAGGGCUCAGUCUUACACUUCCAGGUGCUUCGUGUGGCCCUGCGUCCCCGGCCAGGCCGGCCCAUAGCCCUCUUUCAGCUAGAGGAUGAGCGUUUCCCAAGCCUGCCUGCCCUGGUUCAUAGCUACGUGACCGGCCAGCGUCCACUGACCCAAGCCACAGGGGCUGUGGCCUCCAGGCCAGUGACGCAGCAAGGGCCUAUUCGACGCAGCUUUAGUGAGGACACUCUCCUAGACAGCCCAGUUCAGACAAAGCUGCUCAGGGCUAGAAAGUGGAGUGACAGUCAGCCGGCAGGUUUGGAGCAUGUGGGGCAGUCAAGAGAACGCAACUCUGGACCAGGAGCCUCCGCUGUGCCCACGUUUGCCCUGUCUCGGAUGGGUAGUGACCCUGUGUUGCUGAAGACCCUGGUUCCCCUGGCGUCCAUUGCUGACAGCCUCAGGGCCUCGGAUGGGCAGCUUCAUGCCAAAGCACCAACCAAGCCACCUCGAACACCCUCACUGGUGCUGCCUAAUGCCUCUGGACACCCCCCAACAUACUGUGAGCUGGUGCCCCGAGUGCCCAGUGCCCGGGGAACACCCUCUGGCCACAGUUGCCCAGAGCCAGAGGCCCUAUGGUGGGAGGCCCAGGAGGAGGAGGAGGAGAAGGACAGAUGUUUUGUGAGACCACAGGCAGAGGUCUCUUUCUGCCCCCCUGACAACCCCUCUGGCCUGCUGGGCCUCCAGAAUCGGCCCCUGGAACCCAAAGUCCUGCGUACUCUCCGUGGCCUGUUACUGGAGCACCAUCCUGGGAGCACCGCCCUCCACCUGCUAUUGGCAGACUGUCAGGCCGCCGGCUUACUGGGAGUGACCAAGGCUCAGCAGGAUGCCAUGGGGGUUGCCUCUGGCCUGGAGCUGCUCACACUUCCCCAUGGCCAUCGCUUGAGGUCAGAACUGCUGGAGAGGCACGAGGCGCUGGUGCUGUCGGGGGCGCUGGCAGUGCUGGGCUGCACCGGGCCGCUGGAGGAGCGCGCGGCCGCCCUGAGGGGCUUGGUGGAGCUGGCACUGGCGCUGCGGCCAGGGGCGGCGGGAGACCUGCCCGGACUGGCCGCAGUCAUGGGUGCCCUGCUCAUGCCCCAGGUAUCCCGGCUGGAACGCACAUGGCGCCAGCUCCGAAGGAGCCACACUGAGGCCGCGCUGGCUUUCGAGCAGGAGCUGAAGCCGCUGAUGCGAGCGCUGGAUGAGGGCGCCGGACCCUGCGACCCAGGCGAGGUGGCACUGCCUCACAUGGCACCGGCAGUGCGUCUGCUGGAGGGCGAAGAACUCCCGGGCCCCCUGGACGAGAGCUGCGAGCAGCUGCUGCGCACCUUGCAGGGGGCGCGUCUGAUGGCCCGGGAUGCGCCCAAAUUCCGUGAGGCGGCGGCAGGGCGCCUGCGAGGAUUUCGGCCAAACCGGGAACUGAGGGAGGCCCUGACCACUGGCUUUAUGCGGAGGCUGCUCUGGGGAAGCCGGGGCGAGGGAUCCUCGCGAGCCGCACGUGUCGAGAAGUUCCAGCGCGUCCUCAACGUCCUGUCUCAGCGCCUGGAGCCUGACAGCUAAAAGAGCAGACACUGGGACACCCAGGCUUCUGGGGACCCCAGCAGGAGACCAAGGAAGUCAUCCCGGAUUGCUCACACAAACAGGGCGGGGACCCGCACCCUGAUUCAUAGAAGGGAGGGGGGCCAGAUUUGCAAGAACCCACUCUGCCCCCUAAAAACAUACAGGGAUCUUGGGGUGAAGGGCAGCCUCCUCCCCCACACUAGAAGACCUAGGUGUCUGGAGGCCCUGGCUGCCCUCUCCCACCCUCCGCCCCUACACAUAUCCCAAAAAUGGUGAACAGGUAGCUUCUAAUAGUAGAGAACUUGUAGAUCUGUAAGAGGCCAGAGUUCAAAUGCCUUUUAAAACCUGACUUCUAAGGGCCGGCUGAGUGGCUCAGUUGGAAGGGUUUGAGCUCUGAGCAACAGCGGUUCGCAUCCAGCCCGAGCUGAG
Molecule: messenger RNA, 2634 nt
Organism: Hipposideros armiger (great roundleaf bat)
Lineage: Eukaryota; Metazoa; Chordata; Mammalia; Chiroptera; Hipposideridae
Gene: SH2D3A
Product: SH2 domain containing 3A
Exons: 13
Coding region: 475-2205 (576 amino acids)
Biological process (GO): small GTPase-mediated signal transduction; positive regulation of peptidyl-serine phosphorylation
Molecular function (GO): phosphotyrosine residue binding; guanyl-nucleotide exchange factor activity
Source: RefSeq, a predicted model, not a curated record